AUGGAUCAAAUGGCACGCGACAUUUUCGUGAGAGAAUUCCGAUCUGGAUCAUCUAGAGUAUUAAUCACGACGGAUCUCUUUGACCUUAUCGACGUUCAGCAGGUCUCACUUGUAAUCAACUACGAUUUACCAUCAAAUCGCGAAAACACAUUCAUCGGAUCGGUCGAUCAGGACGUUUUGGCCGAAAAGCAGUGA
Molecule: messenger RNA, 195 nt
Organism: Cooperia oncophora
Lineage: Eukaryota; Metazoa; Nematoda; Chromadorea; Rhabditida; Trichostrongylidae
Source: the annotation of a GenBank genome assembly